AUGCUUGAUAAAGACUACUUUCCAAAAUCGGAAGUAUGCGAAAUACACGAGCUUGGACGAAUAUGGUCAAUUGUGGCUGGAUGUGCUGCUUCUUAUGCCUAUAAAACGAUUGGUACAGGGUAUUCACAAGCGAUGAAAGUAUGGCUAGCUAAUGCAGCCAGUACAGCAAUUAUCUUCAGUCUCAUUGGUGAAAUACCGCGAUCCGAAGAGAAACGCAGUGAAACAACAGUUGAGUCUGUUGCUCUUCCAGAUUCUAUUUCAAUUGAUGAAGCCGAUGGCAACUGGUUCUAUGGGACAUGGACAAAAGAAAAUUUAGCAAGUGAAUCAGAAAUGCAAACUGUUAUCCAACCAAAAAUGACCGAGGCAUGUUUACAAGUGAUGAUAGCCGGUGUUGUCAACUUUUAUCAAAAUAAUCGCUAUGCUCCAUUGGAGACGAGUACUGACUAUAAUAAAAACAGCAGUUAUGCUGCACGAAUACUAAAGAAGGCAUGGUGGAAUCAGUAUGGCAUAGACAGUGAAUCCGACAGGAUUAUGCUGAUGAAGAUCACUGGUCAGUGGAUAUCAAGAAUCCAUGUGUUUAAUGUAUUCAUCUGUUUGAAAACACUUAAACAUCCAUUGAAAUAUGUCAGGGUGAUUGGUAUUGGAACACUGCCGUUUUCUCAAGAGGUAAAAGAUGAAUUGAAUCAUUUACCAAGUGGUUGGAAAAGAACGGAGAUUGUAGAGAAGAUAGCUAGAAAACUAGUCAGCUCUAACUUGCUGGGACUGUUUCGUGAUAUCAAGGGGUUGAUCAGCCUGAGAAAUCGACUCGAAGAAAUCCUUCAAGAUCCCUUUUAUUAUCAUCCUGAUAGUGAUUAUUUGAUUAAGAAUCCACUGAAACCGAACAUUAUCGACGAUGCUAACAACUUGUUAGGACGCUUAAUCACCUUCUUGAAGUAUUCAGAACCUGACAGUGAGUUGUUCAACAGUGUUUACUUGAAGGCGGUGGACGGUAGAACACGAGAACAAGACUAUAAUGAUUAUAGUGAGAGUUGGGAGAUACUAUUGAGAAAGAUUUAUACAAGUGAUGCAUCGACUAGACAGGAUAUCAUUGACAGUGAACUGAGCAAGCUGAAAGUUCCUGUGAAUAAUUCUCGAAAUCAACAGGAAUUAGCGGAUAAAUGCUUCAAAUUGUACAAUGUUCAAUCCAAUUAAUAAAACUUUUCGUUUAUUUGUUUAUUGAUACCAAUCCAUUGUUAAAUACAAUCUCUUUAAUAUCAGAAUGUGAGUACAUUGUGUUGGACAUUUGCAUGACACAUGUUGAUAUGAUCCCUAUUAUUUGUAAUGAUCACUGUUUAAUCUCUUUAAUGUAAUGCUUCCCAUUAUGGUUGUGUGCGCAUUGACAGUGUGUUGUACAAUGUGAUUUUGAUUGAUUCAAGGUCAUUUUGACCUUCAACUGUCCUCAGGAAUUGUUGAUCUAUGUCACCCUUGUGGACAGAGUUUCAAUCCCACCGUGUUGUGAAUAUUCUACUUGAUCCCGAGACAUCGCCUACAGUUGAAUUUUAGUUAACUGACUAACUUUGUACUACCGCACUUGCUUUGUGUUUAGAAACCUGCAUUGCCUGUAUAGCUGCUUAAUAGUACUAUGAGGUAU
Molecule: messenger RNA, 1630 nt
Organism: Trichobilharzia szidati
Lineage: Eukaryota; Metazoa; Platyhelminthes; Trematoda; Strigeidida; Schistosomatidae
Source: the annotation of a GenBank genome assembly